AUGUCAGCACAAUUUCGGACCGAGAGCAUAUUUGACGAGGCGUCACGGAGCAAUCCGGCGGCUCCCACGUCGGCUUCUCACAGCCACCCAGAGAGCCCCGUCAGUCCCCGCACCGGACCUCCGCCGAACCGCAAGCCGCGAGUCGCUUUGGCCUGUAAGCGCUGUAAGCGGAGGAAGCAGAGGUGCGACGGCGCCCAUCCGAGUUGCAGAUCGUGCCAAAGGGCAGGUUCCGAAUGUGUCUACGAACGGGCCCUGAGACCGCAUUAUCCCGGCGGGAAGUCGCUAUACAUCAGCGCCCUCGAGGAGAGGAUCGCCUUCCUCGAGGCCCGAAUGCCGGACUACGCCGAGGACCACUUCUCAACGUCCUCCGCCGCGAAGACGCCGGCGCCAGAAGCUGGGGCUCCCCGGCGUGAAUCACGAGAAUCGUACUCCGAGGAUGAGCCCUCUUCGCUGGUCGAUGGCGUUGCUUACCUGUCGCUCUGCGCGUCUGGCACGACGGACACCGCUCCGGAGCCGUUCUACCUCGGGUCCAGCUCCGGUGCGACCAUCGCGCGUAUGAUUCAGUCCUCCAUCUUCCACGGAGCCGGGGGCAGGGCUUUGUCCGAGGCCAUGGCGGCGACGCAGCCCGGUGUUCUGAGCCCGCCGCCGCCGCCGCCCAGGAAGACGGCCUCGGUGUCGUCGCACCCGGACGAGAUGAUGUCGGAGUUUCCGUAUUUCGCAGAGGCAAAGAUGCUCUUCGAUGUCUUCUUUGACCGGCUUCAUACCCGUUGGCCUAUCCUGGACCGUAAGCUGUACACGACGCUCUUUGAGCAGCAGUACGACCACGGAUCCCUCUCGAUCCAACAGAGAAGCAUCAUGCACCUGGUGUACGCCAUCUCGGCAAGGUUCUUACAGCUGAUGAAGAAGCCGUGCGACGUAGAUCCACAGCAACAUCUCAUGGCGGCCAUCGAGCCGAUGGACUACAUUCUCGAGCAACACAACCUUGCCACGGUUCAGUUCCUCCUUCUGCUGGCCGUCCACGGCACACGGAGUCCGUACGGCGCUGGGGCCUGGUCCCAGGUACGAUAUGCCGUGACGCUGUGCAUCGAGCUGGGCCUCCAUAGGAAGCCAGCAGUAACAGCAUCGUCGUCCCAUGGCCCCCGUGACCUCGAAAUCAGGAGGCGAGCCUUUUGGUCGUGCUACUGCCUGGAUCGCAUGACCAGCGUCGUUCUCGGACGGACCUUUGCGAUUGCUGAUAGGGACAUCAAUGUCGAGCUUCCCAGCGACAGCGUCGAGUUCUGGGACCUUACGGCUCUCGGGUCCCCGCCCUCGGGUCAGGAUCCGGCGUGGUCGAACAUGGAACCCUUCAUCCACAUCAUCAAGUUGCGCAGGAUCCAGUCGAGAAUCCACCGUUGUGCGUAUCGCGUCGACAAAGAGGUGUCGGCGUGUUCGCCGGCGGAGAGGGAGAGACUUGACGCAAAGAUGUCAGCCAUCCGGGCCGAGCUGGACGGGUGGGCGAGAGCCAUUCCACACCCUCCCAAGGGCGCCGCAACCAUCACGUGGAUGUAUGAUCCCGAGAGCGCGUACCACGACUCGAGAGACUUCUUCAACCUCCAGUAUCACAAAUCAGUGCUGUCGCUGUUCACCGUCCUCCUCCCGACGCUCAAGACGUCAGACACCCGGUUCGUCACCACGGCCCGGUCCGCCGCGUGCGUGUGCACGGCGUACAAGCGGCUGAACCAGCAGAAGACGCUGAGCUACACCAUGACGGCGCUGCACUCGUGCUUCGUGGCGGGGCUGACGCUCGUCUACUGCCUGUGGCGGGACCGGUCCCUCUUCUCGUACGACGCGCUCGAGGCGACGCGGGCGUGCUCCCAGUCCCUCACCAUCUUUGGCGAGAAGUGGCCCGGCGCCGUCAAGUACCGCGACAUCUUUGACGCGCUCUCCGGGAGCCUGUUCAAGACCAUCGUGAGCCCCGUGUCGGAGCCCGGUCCGGGGCCGCAGCCACUGAGGGUCGACUUCGCGGCGGAGCCGGUUGGAUCGCCUACGGUCCCGGCGGGUUCACCGGAAGACAGGGCCCGCAGACGCGGAAGCGGCGCCGAGGAAGCAGUCGGCGACGCCGUCUCUGACGCCGUUAAGGAAGCGUUCAUGGAGGUUGACGAAGAGGCGCCCGGCGGGUGGCAGGGCUGGAGGAUGUUCAACGAGAUGGUCCAAAGUGACCUUGCCCCGGGACAAGUGGCGGGCGUCGGGGGGCCCGGUACAGGACCAUGGGCCGUGGCUGCGCAGGACCCUGGAUUCUCUCCAGACUUCGGCCAGGGGGGUAUCCCCGAAACGAUGGAUUCUGACUGGGACUUUGGCGGGCUGGAAGGGCUGCGUUGA
This is a messenger RNA of Colletotrichum destructivum, 2358 nucleotides long. RefSeq lists its product as uncharacterized. The transcript has 6 exons. The record is from RefSeq and is a predicted model, not a curated record. Gene Ontology annotation, biological process: DNA-templated transcription; positive regulation of transcription by RNA polymerase II. Gene Ontology annotation, molecular function: sequence-specific DNA binding; zinc ion binding; DNA-binding transcription factor activity, RNA polymerase II-specific. Lineage: Eukaryota; Fungi; Ascomycota; Sordariomycetes; Glomerellales; Glomerellaceae. Bases 1 to 2358 code for a protein of 785 amino acids.